GCGUUGGAAGAUGAGUGCAAAAAUCUUACCUAUUUUUUCAGCUUUAUUAGUUUUGUCAUAUUCCUCGACAUCUUAACAUGAUUGCACACACCCUUACUAGGUUGACUGUUAACAGUGAAGAAGUGGCAAGAGAAUCAAGAAUACAUAGCUACAAGAACAGCUUUAGUGGGUUCGUGGCUAAUUUGUUGCCCCACGAAGCACGCACUCUUUCUCAGAAAGAAAGGGUAAUAUCAGUGUUCCCAAACACAGUGAGGAAACUACUGACGACAAGAUCAUGGGACUUCGUAGGAAUGCCCACUACGGUCAAAAGAAACCAACAGACUGAAAGUAAUUUGAUUGUUGGUCUUCUUGACACAGGAAUAUGGGUUGACUCACCGAGUUUUAGUGACGCUGGAUAUGGGGCCCCACCCGCCAAAUGGAAAGGAAAAUGUGAGACUGGUGUUAACUUCACAAAAUGCAACAAUAAAGUGAUCGGAGCAAGAUACUUCAACCUGGAGGGCGGCGCACCGGACGACCAGGUGAGUCCGGCCGACUUUGACGGCCACGGCACUCACAUCGCAUCCAUCGCCGGCGGAGGGGUGGUGGAAGGAGCCAGCCUGUACGGACUGGCGAAAGGUACGGCGCGCGGCGGGGUGCCCUCCGCGCGCCUGGCUAGCUACAAAGUGUGCUGGGGACAAGGGUGCCAGGACAUGGACGUGCUGGCGGGGUUCGACGCCGCCAUUGCCGACGGCGUCGACAUCAUCUCCAUCUCCGUUAGCGGCACUCCGCGGCAGUUCUUCGAGGACCCCAUCGCUAUCGGGGCAUUCCAUGCCAUGAAGAGAGGGAUACUGACAUCUGCCGCCGGUGGGAACGAGGGGCCCACGUUCGGGACGGUCCAGAACGUGGCCCCCUGGAUCUUCACUGUGGCGGCUUCUAACAUUGACAGGCAAUUCGAGUCCGAGGUUAAGUUGGGAAAUGGAGACACAUUUUCCGGAGUUUCAAUCAACACAUUCAAAGAAGGCAAAAUGUAUCCAUUGAUUAGUGGAACCCUAGCGCGAGACAAGAAUGCAAGUUAUCCCGGUAAUUACAGUGCAUGUGAUUAUGGGAGCUUAAGUGAGAGCUUAGUGAAGGGAAAGAUAGUGUAUUGCCUUGGGAGUUCAUCUCAAGACUACAACGUCAAGGGCAUUAAUGGCACCGGAGUCAUCUCCGCCGACACACUGCCCGACACGCCUCUUCCUACCAUCAUCCCCGGCACUGUCGUCGACAUCAAUAGCGGUUUGAAGAUCGACCGUUACAUAAACUCUACCAAGUUCCCAACCGCUCUGAUAUCCCAAUCAAGAGCGGUUGUCGGCAACAUUACCGCACCGGUAGUUACUACUUUCUCCUCUCGAGGACCUAACCCUAUCAGCCUCAACAUCCUCAAGCCUGAUGUGGCGGCGCCGGGGUUGAGCAUUCUUGCGGCGUAUACGAAGUAUGCGACGAUGACGGGUCAACAGGAGGACAACAGGGUGGUGGAAUACAACAUAGAAUCGGGAACGUCCAUGUCGUGCCCCCACGUCGCAGGCGCAGCCGCCUACGUCAAAACCUUCCACCCUGACUGGUCCCCCGCGGCCAUUAAAUCUGCUUUGAUGACCACAGCAAGAGCAAUGAAGGUUAACCCGGUUGGAGCAUACCUAGCUUCCGGGUCAGGAGUGAUAAGGCCGGGCAAAGCAGUAAAUCCAGGGUUAAUAUAUGACAUAGACACAAACGCCUACAUAAGUUACCUCUGCAAAGAAGGGUUCAACUUCACGGCAAUGGACACCGUGACGGGCAACCGGAGCAACAGCUGCUCAAACUACCCCAAAGCGCAGGGGACAGACGGCCUUAACUACCCCACAAUGCACCUCCAGCUCACCACCUACGCCAACUCCUCCACCUUCUCCGCCGUUUUCUACCGGACGGUGACCUACGUGGGGUCCGGUCCGGCUGUGUUCAAGGCCACCGUGAAGUCGCCCCCGGGGGUUUUGAUCAGCGUGGUCCCAGACACGCUGUCGUUCCAGAAGACGAACGAGAAGAAGCCGUACCGGGUGGAGGUGAAGGGCCGGUUUCUCCGGGCGAACUCGUGGUACAGGGCGGGGUCCGUCGUGUGGAAGGGUCCCACCCAUUGUGUUAGGAGUCCCGUCCUUGUUUACCGCCCGUUGCCUCCUCCUUCUCCCAACUCGUGAGAUAUAUAGGACUUGAAUUCGGCUGAUGCUUUUUAAUUUAUGGGGGUUUGAAUUGAGUUGAGUUUUGUGUUGUUCGAUGGAUACUAUGAUGUUGUCAUCACUAUUUCUUUGGAUCAAUGAAUAACAUAAGUUACUUCUUUGUCUCUUCACUUCUUUCAUUAAUUACUCCAUCCGUCCCCCUAAGAUCUACUUAUUUUGACUUUUAGUGAUUUUUAAGGAGAGUUGAAAAAAAUUAAAGUUUACCAAAAUAUCCUUAAUGAAAAUGGGUGGGGUUA
Messenger RNA from Cuscuta campestris, 2458 nucleotides. The record is from the annotation of a GenBank genome assembly. Lineage: Eukaryota; Viridiplantae; Streptophyta; Magnoliopsida; Solanales; Convolvulaceae.